Messenger RNA from Grammomys surdaster, 4978 nucleotides. RefSeq names its product NHS like 2 (gene Nhsl2). Gene Ontology annotation, biological process: cell differentiation. The coding region runs from base 1 to 3507 and encodes 1168 amino acids. The transcript is spliced from 8 exons. The record is from RefSeq and is a predicted model, not a curated record. NCBI's taxonomy places the organism in Eukaryota, Metazoa, Chordata, Mammalia, Rodentia, Muridae.
AUGGGGACUGCGGGAGGAAGCAGAAAUGAGGAGGUGGGCGUGAGAGGAGACCAAAGUGCGGCGACAGGGAGACCCGGCGCAAGCGAGCCCGGACCACACCCACAGGGGCUCGCUGCAGCUAACUCAGGUCGGGAAAAUGCGACAGCGACUGCCCACUCGAGGUCGUCAUGGCGACAGCCAGUGAAUGUGUUCCUCUCCUCGGGCAGGCCCCCGAGUGUAGAGGAACUGCUUCGCGAGGCGCAGCUCAAUCUCCAGAGCCUGUUGCAAGAAGAAUAUGAGGAACAGUAUUCGGAGGCCAGACUUCUGGGGCAGACCUUCCGCUCUACUGAUGAGGCCCCUGAGCCUACCCCCAGCCCAAGGCCCCAGUCUGCCAAGCGUCUGGAGUUUGUAUUGAUGCCUGCAAAACGGCAGCUGAGCGAGGAUGAGACCACGACCCAGGGUGUGAGGGCCCCCGAGGCCUGCCUGAGCCUGUCUCCUGCCGACAAGCAAACUGCCUGGAAUGGCCCCUUCCCUCUACCCAUCCUAAAGGAGAAGCUCUGGCUUCAGCCCUGCUCCACGCAGUCUGACCUUGUGCCAAUCAACAUCUCUGGGCAGCAGUUUGAUAGACAUGCAAGUUUUCGACACUCGUUGUUUAACACAGAGACAGCCGUGAACCCCAAGUCCACCCUGAGGCGGAGGCGGACCAUUAUUGGAUUCUCUAACUUUUCUCAGCGAGACCAAGGAUACAGCAGCAGCCCCACAGGCAGCCUGGCCCACUCUGCCACCUCAGACAUCAGGCCUGGCCACUCAGCUCCACAAGCUGUUCAGGGAAGAGUUGCUGUUGGACAGGAGGCUCGGUUCCCAAGUCUCACCUCACCAGGACUGAGACACUCUUCUAGUGAGCCUGGAGACACUCAGCAGGCACGCAGUGGCCCAGACCCUCCCGGCAUGGAGAGCAUGGCAGUGGUGUACAGUGUCCCCAGUUCUUGCAAUGGACCAACAGAGUCAACGUUCUCCGCUUCCUGGAAGGGAGAUGCUUUCACAUACAUGACCCCAAGUGCCAGCAGCCAGGGCAAUCAAGUCAGUGAAAAUGGAAAAAACCCUUCCUCGGGGAAUUCUUGGGUCCCUCUGAGCACACUCCCACCUCUGGUUCCUAAGGAAGCGGCCACGCUCUUUGUCACCCGCGAUAACCCCGCAGGAUGCACUGGGCUACCCAGCUACUCUGAACACCCCACUCUACGAAGACAGAUGCCAGAAAGACCUCCCAAGAUUGGCCUUCUUGCUCGUGGUACCUCAAGGCUGGAAACAGGCCCAGGUGGGACCAACAGGUUCCGGGAGCGGUCACUGUCUGUGCCCACAGACUCGGGUGUUACCUCAGUGGACUAUGAUGAAGAACAGAAGGCCAGUGAGGCCCGCAUCCUGCCUUAUGCCAGUACAAGCUCCGAGGGCAGUAACAGUACUGACAACAUUGCGGCCCUCAGCACUGAGCAAGAGGCAAGGCACAGAAGACAAAGAUCCAAAAGUAUUUCACUCAAGAAGGCCAAAAAGAAGCCCUCUCCACCCAUGCGAAGUGUCUCGCUCGUCAAAGAUGAGCCAGCUCUCCCACCAGAAGGUGAAUUGGCACUGCCCAAGGACCAGAGGCCCAGGAGCCUUUGCCUCUCCUUGGAACACCAAGGGCACCACCCACCUCGCCCAGAUGCUCAAGGUCACCCAGCUGUGCCAAUGCUCAAAGAUCCAGAAGGUACGCAGUUCUCUCACCACUGGUAUCUAACUGACUGGAAGUCUGGUGACACCUACCAAUCUUUGUCCAGCUCCAGCACUGCCACUGGCACCACAGUUAUUGAGUGCACUCAAGUUCAGGGAAGCUCAGAGUCUCUGGCCUCCCCUUCCACCUCCAGAGCGACAACACCCUCCCAGCUCUCCAUUGAGGUGGAAGCCAGGGAAGUAGCCUCCCCUGGGAGGCCCACUGGACUCAUGUCCCCUUCUAGUGGUUAUUCCAGCCAGUCAGAGACACCCACCCCCACUGUCUCCAUGUCCUUGACCCUGGGCCACUUACCUCCUCCAAGCGCUAGUGUCCGAGUACGGCCAGUGGUACCAGAAAGGAAGUCAUCACUGCCCCCAACAUCACCAAUGGAGAAAAUCUGCAAGUCGAGGUUAUCAUUUGACCUACCAUUGACCUCUUCAACCACCCUGGACCUGUCUGGGAUGAGUAUCUCCAUCCGCAGCAAAACCAAGGUGAGCCGCCAUCAUUCUGAUACCAAUUUUGGGGCCAAACUGGCACAGAAAACUAGUCCAAACCAACCGAUCAUGCCCAUGGUUACUCAGUCUGAUCUCCGUUCUGUUCGCCUGAGGUCAGUCAGCAAGUCUGAGCCAGAAGAUGACAUUGAGAGCCCAGAUUACACAGAGGAACCCGGAGCAGAAGAAGUCUUCACUUUGCCAGAGAGAAAAAUGAAACCUCCCAUAGCCGAGAAACCUCCACUGGCCCGAAGGCCUCCAAGUUUGGUCCACAGGCCACCCUCUCUCCCUGGGGAGUAUCCACUAACUUCUCCUACUAUGGCUAUGACACCCAGGAGCUCCAUUCCACACAUGAAGCAGCUCCCCCAAGACAGCUACACAGUGUUGCGGAAACCAAAGUCACCCAGCUUCCCCAGUGGGAGGAGCCCCGGUGAGUCAACAGCAGCCUCCAGCCUUGUCUUCUCACCUCUUGCCAGUUCCUCCGGUGCUUUCUUCUCAGGAACACAGCAACCUCCCCAGGCCAGUGUAGAAGACGGAGGCCCCAAGGUGAGAGCCCUGCCUGAAAGAAUCAGCCUCCAGUGCCAGGAAGAAGCUGAGAAAAAGAUGACCAAGAUUCCACCUCCAGUACCAAAAAAGCCCAGUGUGCUCUACCUGCCUCUCGCCUCCCCUGUAGCUCAAAUGGAUGCCUGCAUGGAAGAACCAAGGCUGCCUUUCAGCCCCAUCAUCACCCUGGAGGAAGAUUCCAAGUGUCCCUCCACUGGUGAUGACCAGAAGUCACCUGAUAAAAGGGGGACUUCAGCUCUUCACAUUGACAGAGAAAAAGAGGCCAUCUCUCCAGGGAGGUCUGUGGAACCGAGUGCCGAAGAGAAAAGUUUAAUCAGUGAUAAAACAGCCGAAUGGAUUGCAGAGGAGGAUGAUGACGUGUUUGUGGCUUCCCGCACAACUGAAGAUUUAUUUACUGUGAUACACAGGUCCAAAAGAAAGCUACUGGGCUGGAAAGAGACUGGGGAGGGCUUCACAGGAAGCAGACCCAGCUCCCAUUCACCAGUGAAGAAUACAGCUGAUUCCCCCACCGGUGAGUCUGCUGCUGCCCCAGGGCCAAGUGGCAGUGCCUGCCUAGAUGCUGGUAGAAAUGAUGAUUUCAAGGCCUUGCUCCAGAAGAAGGGAAGUAAGGCAACUCCUAGGACCCGCCCCUCAGCGGCCGAGCUGCUGAAGACCACCAACCCUCUGGCUCGAAGAAUUAUUGCACAGUUCUCAAAAGACUAUGAACCCACUGACAACCCCAGUACCUAAGCCCUGCUUACUUACUAGACCUGAGUAGAGAAGGAGGAAGACAGAGGGUUUUUUGAAAGGAAUCAACCACAGAAAAGACAAAAGAAUCAAUGUCUUUGACGUUAACUCACACUCUGGACAGCAGAGAGGACAACACAAAAAUGGAGCUCACCGGGCACUCGGAUAGGCUUCAGACCAUCUGCAUUUCCAUUCUUUCAUCCUUGCCAUGACUGAACAUUGGAGUCUGACUUUUCAUCUCCCGGCCCUGUGCACUAAGAGACCCUCAGAUUCGGGAGCCUGUAUGCCACCUUGACAAUGUCCUAGCUGCUUUGUCCACUGGCUCCUGUCACUGAGAGGCACAGUGGGGAGAACAGAUUGAGGACUUCCAAACCAGGCCUGGGGACAGAGGGUAUCAGUUCUACUGCUGAUUAUCUACUCUCUUGAAGAGGCCUUGAUGGCCCUAUGUGAAGACACAGAAAGACACCAAGGCCUCCUCAACCACAGUGUGACUUUCCUCCAGAGAGCGUUUUGCAGGCGUGCACUAAUUAUGGCAUGGGGUUGAUUGGAUGCCUUUUGUGGUGCAAAGUAUGAAUGUGACUCUUCCAAAACUUCAUGCCUUUUUCAGUUUGAUUGUCUAUGCGGAGAUCAGGGUGAUGAGUUUUAAUAAACUUCUAGGUCGCUCCCCCCCCAUUAGCUAGAAAAGAUGGGACUGGGUGGUGUUGACUGAACCAAGCUCAGCAAACGAAUGGGACAUUUGUUCACUCACGUCUAGCCAAGGUGACUCACAUGUGCGCCUUGAGGUCUUUCGCGUGUCUGUCAACAUGGGUAGCCAGGAUCUGUUCCCAGCUCAUGCUGGAUACUCCAAGAACUCUCAUUUCACUUGCAUGUAACAUUCAUUACAGGAAGUAUGUAGGUGAAAGACUGGCAUCAUCAAAAGCUCCAGGAGUGGAAAGUAAGUUUAUCUUGUCCUGAUACCAUUCGAUUCAGAUUGUGCUUUUUUGUGGUUGCUUGGGUUUUGUUUAAAGGAAGUCUGACUCUUUCAAAAGUUGAAAACCUGUACAGUGAAAAAAAGAUCUACUCAAAAUCAAAAAGGCAGCCUUGCUAUGGCCCAGAAUAUAAAAAGGCUACUUUUUUGCCAUCUAGGUACUGCUAUUUGGCCAACUUUCAGUUAGCCGUGGUGGAGAACAGCAGAGGAGCUAAGAUCAAUAGAAGGCGGAAAGACUUCCAGAACAACCACAAUUACCCCUUCUUUUCCAAAAUCAACAGGCGCUGGCUGUUCUUGUCAAUUCAAUUUUGUAAGAAGAGCAAGAGCUCCUGAUUUCCAUAUACCUGGUUUCUGAGGGGCUAAGGAUAAGAUAGGCCAAACACUGAGCAGAGAGACCUUGCUGGCCUGUGCUGGAAAGUUCACUGUCUUCUGGUCCCAAGGGGCCAAAAGGAAAUGAACUUGUAGCAUGCUUUGCAAAAACAAACAAACAACAAACAAACAAACAAA